AUGGCUCUCCCUUUUGCGCUGCGGCCCCAGCGGUCAGCAACAGCAGCAGCAGCAGCAGCAGCUCUUUCCCUUCUCUUUUGCUGCUUUCUUUCCGCCCUGCAGCAGCCAGCUGCAGCAGUCACGGUGAGCCCCCGCCCAGCUGCUGCUCGGACCCAUCUUUGCUGCGCUGCUGCUGCUGCUGCUGCUGCUGCCUUCUUGCUGCCAGGCUGCUGCUCCGGAGCUCCCCUGCUUCUACUCUGCUGCAGCUGGCGCGCAGCGCCAGCAGCAGCGGCUGCAGACGUGCGGCAGCAGCAACAGCAGCAGCAGCACCCAAUUGCCCCUCCGCAGCUUUCAGUACCCUGGGGCCCCGGGGCCCCCGGGGGCCCCGGGGGCCCCCGGGGCCCUGGGGGCCCCCCAGGUGGCGGGGGAACUGUUUUGCGGCUGUCUCCCGCUGCUGCUUUUGAAGAAGCAGCAGAAGCAGCAGAAGCAGCAGAAGCAGCAAGCCUCUGGCCCGGAGGCGCUGCGGUGCAGCAGCAGCUGCGCGAGCAGCAGGGGCUGCAGCAGCAGCAGCAGCAGCAGCGCAGCCGCGGGGUGCACCGACACCUCUGGGCGGAGCAGCAGGCCCCAGGUGUACGUACACCUGCUGCAGACACCCCACAAAUCGCAGAGGAGCCCAGAAGCCUCGGAAGUGGCAUUUCUUCUUAUUUGGAAAAGUCCGUAACUUCAACAAAUACUCCAAGUGCUUUUACAAUUGCUGAUCCUUUUGCUUCUUGGCUGCCUGCUGCUGCUGCUGAAAAGGCAGCAGCAAAGGGGCCCCAAGAAGGGGGCCCCCACACGGAGGCUGCUGCUGCUCCGCAGCCGCCAGAGCAGCAGCAGCAGCCUGCUGCUGCUCCUGCUGCUGCUGCCCCUGCUGCUGCUGCUGCGCCAGAAGCGCCUGCUGCUGCUGCUGCUCCAGAAGAAGGCCCCAAGCCGGAAGCUGCUGCUGCGCAGCCAGAGGCCUCCGAGAAGCAGCAGAAAGCGAAGGAGACAGCUGCUGCAGCUGCUGCUGCAGCAGCUGCUGCACAAGAGGCUCUUGCUGUAGCAAAGGCGGAAACUGAGCGACACGCCGAGGAAGAAGCCGCGAGGCUGCAGCAGGAGCAAGAGCAGCAGCAGCAGCAGCGGCAGCAGCAGCAGCAGCAGGACUCCGAGGCCAGCAGAGCUGGAAGGCGGAAAGAAGCUGCCAGGGGAGAAAAGAGUCUUGAAAAAGCUCUUGCUCAAAAGUUUGAAAAGUUGAAAUUGACAGAACAAGAAACAAAAGAGUUUGUAGACACUAAAGAAGUUGCGAAAAAUGUGCGGCGGCUCGUUGGCCUCAAGGCAGGCUCGAACUUGCAUUUGGAAAACCAAAAGUUAAUAAAGCCGGGCUGCGACAUAGCGACGUUCGGGCCCGCGUACUGCGCAGCAGAAGACAACCCGCGGGCGGCAGACAUCCUGUGGAGUUUGGAAAGCCGCAAGAAUAACUGCUACUUGGUGAUUGCUGCAUGCAUGCUGCUGUUUGGGGCUUUGGUGCAGCUGUGCUGCAGCGCGCUGGAGCGCAAAGUGCUGCGCGGCGACGCCUUUUCCAAAGAAGUCCUCGAGACGGCUUUUCGCCAAAUCGCCUUCAUCGCCAUUGUCGACGUGCUGCUUUGGGGCUGCAUGCAGUCCAACGUCGCAGCCAUUCUCGACGAACUUGUCUUCGGAGACGUAAUGCCGCGGCAGCGAGACGCAGACAUUGUUUUAGAAAAUGUCUCGCCAAUGCUGGAAGUGCUUUUUGAGGAUCUUUUCUUCGUGGCCAUUUUGCUGCUGAUCUGGUUAGUGCAGCAGCAAACAGCAGCAGCCACCAACGGCGCUGCAGCAGCCCAACAGCUCUGCAGCAGGCCAGACGGCCCUCUGCAACUCCUCCCUGCUGCGCUGUACGUGGCGUUUGUGGUGCUGGUGCAGUGCCUGGUGCGGCAGCUAGCAGCAUGGAUGCGCAAAGUCGACGAAGAAGAAGAUGUGACGGAAAUUGCAAGAAAAGCAGAAGUUGCAGAAAACUCUUGCUUCGGCCGCUGCCUCCACUCCGACGACAUAGCCAAGGCUGCCUUCGUCGCCCACAGGCAAGCCAGCAGCAGCAGCAGCAGCAGCACAGCAGCAGCAGCAGCAGCACAGCAGCAGCAGCGCAGCAGUAGCAGCAGCAGCGGCAGCACAGCAGCAGCAGCAGCAGCAACAGCACAGCAGUAG
Molecule: messenger RNA, 2214 nt
Organism: Eimeria tenella
Lineage: Eukaryota; Apicomplexa; Conoidasida; Eucoccidiorida; Eimeriidae
Exons: 6
Coding region: 1-2214 (737 amino acids)
Source: RefSeq, a predicted model, not a curated record